AUGUCUGCCCCAAGUCUGGCUGAGAAGCUUGACAAGAUUCGGUCGCCGAAUCUGCAAAGCCAGCAGCAGACGUCCGUUGUCUUGCGAGCAGUCGAGUCGACCCUGAAAGAGCAAAACUCCGAACCUACCCCAACAGCGUACUUCGCUGCUCUCCUUGCGCUUCUUGGCCAAACUCCUCCUGGUGGCCAGAAGAAGGAUCUCGCCACGGCCAUCGUAUACCUCCUCGACGUCGUCACGCCCUUUGCUCCACAACCUCUCCUCCGCGCCAGGUUCACUCAGAUCCUCCAGCUUCUCGCUCCUGUCGUGUCACAACCAGAAGCAGAUGCACCGCUACUCAGACCAUCGAUUGGAUGCCUAGAGUCCCUUCUGUUAGCCCAGGACUCGGCAUCGUGGGAGCUGACCGUCUCAGAAAUGGGGCCUCGGAGUGCCGUCUCGGGUCUCCUGAAUCUCUCCCUGGAUCCGCGUCCCAAAGUCCGAAAGCGAGCCCAAGAAGCUCUCAAAAAUGUGCUCAAGAAUCCCCCGCCUACCCCGUCUCUCGACCAUCCUGCAGCCGACAUGUGCGCUGAGGCCGCUAUGAUGAGCCUGACCGAGCUGGCAGAGAGUGCGGCUCGCUCACGCAAGGAGAAGAAGUCCAUCGAUAAAAGCCAAGACCCUGUCACGAUCCAUGCGCUUCAAUUGAUCAAGACCAUUGCAUCCGGCAGUAGGGGGUGGCCAAGCAAGAAGAUAGAGUCCUUGUGCGAACUCCUCAUCGGCAUCGCCCGCACUGGAAACGAGCACAUGACAAUGGCUAUUUUUGAGAUAUUCGACAUGAUAUUCGAAGGCAUGGCAGCGGACGAAGUCGCCUCGGCGAAACUGCCUCGAUUGCUCGACAUCAUCUCCGAACUGCGCCCUGCGUCCGACGACACACAACUUCUGCCGUCUUGGAUAGCGAUUUUGUCCCGAGGGUACGAGGUCUCGGCUCAGGUCGAGCCGGAAGACACAUUUUUGAAACUACCUGAGCUAUUCCAACUAAUAUCGCAAUUCCUCGAGUCCUCGUCAGAAAACAUCCGAAUCUCGGCGUCCGAAUGCCUUGUGUCGUUCCUCGCAACCUGCAUACCGAAUCAGGUCAUAUUAGAUCCCUCUGUCUACGACGAAAAGACACUAGAAAAGGUCAUCAAAGUGGUAGAAGGCCUUUUCAGUGUCAAAUAUCAAGCUGCAUGGGCGGAGACCUUCAAAGUCAUCGGAGCUAUGUUCGACUGCCUCCGAUGGAGGGCGCAUCCUUACCUUCUCAACGUUACGAAGAUAGUCGGAGACAUGCGAGGGAGUGACUCUUUCGCCAACAAGCAGGAAGCAGACGAGGUGCUCGGGAAAGCCAUCAGGGCAAUGGGACCAGAUGCAGUACUCGAGAUCCUCCCCUUGAACCUUGCCAAACCAACAGAGGGACAGACUGGCAGGGCAUGGUUGCUUCCCCUGCUCAGAGAUUACACGACAAAUACGAAAUUGGCGCACUUCCGUUCUGAGCUCGUACCUCUGAGUGAGCUGAUGUUCCAGAGGGUCUUGGACCAUGGGGGAUCGGAAAAGACCAUGGAGGUCAAGAUCUUCGAAACUGUCGUCCAUCAGAUCUGGUCUAUUUUGCCCGGAUAUUGCGACCUGCCGCUCGAUCUUCGCGAAGCCUUCGACCAGUCUUUCGCCGAACUCCUGGCAAAUCUUCUCUACCAAAAGGUCGAGCUCCGCCUCGAUAUCUGCAAGGGCCUAAGGGCGCUUGUGGAGUCGAACCAAGCCAUUGCGUCGAUCGAGGAAGAAGACGACCUUAUUCUCCAAAGCCGUGUAACCAAACAGCAAGCACGAAAGAACCUUGAGUACCUGGGUUCUUUAUCUGGCAAUUUCCUGGCUGUCUUGUUUAACGUCUAUGGACAAACUCUUCCACACUCGCGCGGCUCGAUUCUGCAGACUAUCAAUGCUUACUUGAGCAUAACGCCAUCGGCUGAGCUGAUGGAGACUUUUGAUCGCGUGUGCAAGAUGCUGGCGUCCUCACUCCAAGAAGCAGCUACGAAGACAGAAAAGGAAGGCAAGAAGGGAGGAAAUGACAAGAUGCCCGCCACCACCCAUACUCUCAUGGACCUUGUCAUAACUAUGUCUAUCUACUUGCCUAGGGAGAGUUUUGCGGCGUUGUUCGAGAUCUCCUCGGUGGUCAUCAUGAAAGACAGCGACCCACAGCUGCAAAAGAAGGCAUACAAGCUCAUUCCUCGCCUGGCAGAGUCCGAUAUUGGAAAGAUUGCUUUACAAGAACGACAGAACGAGCUGCAGGCCUUGAUUUUGUCCAGCGGAGACAAAUGCUCUGGCCCAGCCCGCCGAGAACGGUUGGCAGCGAUGUCUGCUAUGGUGCCAUUCAUUCCAAGCGACUCGCUGCAUUUCAUUCCGGCAGUUCUGUCCGAGGUUGUGAUUGGGUGCAAAGAGCAGAAUGAACGAGCGAGGUCAACUGCCUUUGAGCUCUUGAUCCUUCUGGGCAAGAAGAUGGAGUCAGCCACCGGUGCAACUAUCGACAACAGCAAAGUGCCUCACAUGCCCAAAGACGCCCCAUCGGCGACCGCGAACAUUGAAGAGUUCUUCACUAUGGUGAGCGCUGGUCUUGCUGGUAGCACACCGCACAUGAUCUCGGCCUCCAUCACCGCGAUCAGCCGCAUCCUCUACGACUUCAAGGACUCUUUGAGCCCCGAAACCCUCGCCGAGAUCGUCCAGACCAUGGACUUGUUCUUGACGUCGAACAACCGAGAGAUAGUGAAGAGCGUCCUUGGCUUUGUCAAAGUCUGCGUCAUCAGCCUUCCUAAGGAGCUGGUGGAGCCAAGACUGGGCACUCUCAUACCCAACCUUAUGAUCUGGAGUCACGAACACAAGGGCCACUUCCGUGCCAAGGUCAAGCACAUCCUGGAGCGGAUGAUCCGCAGAUUUGGAUAUGAAAUCGUGAACAAGAACUGCCCCGAAGAGGACCGGAAGCUCAUCAACAACAUCCGCAAAACGAAGGAGCGGAGCAAGAGGCAGAAGGAAGCCGCCAAGGAAGACGGCGAGGAGGCCGACGAGCCAAAGCGAGGCCGGAGGACUUUCGACAGCGAAUUCGACAAGGCCCUCUACAGCAGCAGUGAGGACGAGGCCAACUCAGACGAGUCCGAUGAUGAGCCGGCACCCAGGGGAAAGAAGGGCAAGCAGCAGAAGGGCAAGGCCUACAUCGUCGAGGACGAGGACGAGCCGCUCGAUCUGCUGGACCGCGGGGCGUUGGCUAGUAUCUCGUCGACAAAGCCUGUCAAGAUGCGCGGUCCGACCAAGACGAAGGUAAAGGUUGACCUCGACGGCAAGCUUAUCCUCGGCGAUGACAAUGCGGGUGCUGACGAGAUGGACAUCGAUGCUGCCCCGACCGGGGAGAGCGGUGUCAACGCUUACGUGUCCGCGCUCAAGGGCAAGGACGCCCCGAAGAAGGGGCUUCGCGGCAAGCUCAAGUGGUCGAACAAGAAGGGCCAGGACGACAAUGACGAUGAGGAUGGCAUGGAUGUUGAUGAGAAUGAUGCGGUUGCUAUCAAGUCGAAGACGAGCAAGGGCAACAGCAAGCCACGUGGAGGUGCUCCCGCGCGCGGAGGCGCUCAUGCUCGCGGGAACAGGUCUGGCAAGGGCAUCGCGGCAGGGCGGAGAGGACUGGGCGAGAAGCGACGGGGCCCGCCAUCAAACGGCAGGGUGAUGAAGCCCAGGGGAGGACGCAGGUGA
This is a messenger RNA of Diaporthe citri, 3732 nucleotides long. RefSeq lists its product as uncharacterized. The transcript is spliced from 2 exons. Lineage: Eukaryota; Fungi; Ascomycota; Sordariomycetes; Diaporthales; Diaporthaceae. The record is from RefSeq and is a predicted model, not a curated record. Bases 1 to 3732 code for a protein of 1243 amino acids.